GUAAUAAAUAAAACCCGCCUCCACCCCCAUUCCCAAAUCCUGGCCCGUCCGUUGCUGCUUUCUCUCCCACCUUCGCCGCCUUCCUUUCCCGGUUUCCCACCAAACCCCCUCUCUCUUUCUAACGCUCCUUCCAGAGCUCUCGCCUUGCUGCUUCUUCGGAUUGGCGAUCGGCAGAUUGGAUCCGAUCAUGACGAUUGCUUCGAGGAUUCUGCGCCACUCUCGCAAGUUAGGGAAUGCUCAGUAUGCUCUACAAAACGAGCCUGCUGUUCUUGGUCGUUAUUUUUCUAAAGAUGCUGGUCUGUUUGUUGGAAAAAGAGAUGAUAUAUCAAGGAGCCAUCAGUGUGGUUUGCAUAAAAAUAGGGAUGGAGAUUCAAACAUUUUUGUUGGAGGCUUUCCAUUUAAAACCAACAGAUUUGAAGGCCAAAGCAGCAUAAAAGACCUUGAUGUCUUCAAGAUAUCUUCUCUAGGGCUAGUCAAGACCAGCAUUUCUAGAAGAGCAACCAAAAUGAGUAUUCCAAUGGCUGGCAUGGGGUUCAACAGCACUUUGUCAUGUAUGCAGGCAGCUCCAAGGAGAUGUUUCUCAAGCAACUCAGAUUUACCUCCACAUCAAGAAAUUGGGAUGCCAUCACUUUCUCCCACCAUGACUGAGGGAAACAUUGCUAGGUGGCUGAAGAAGGAAGGAGAUAAAGUUUCUCCUGGUGAAGUGCUCUGUGAAGUUGAAACUGAUAAAGCUACUGUGGAAAUGGAGUGCAUGGAAGAAGGCUAUGUUGCUAAAAUAAUACGUGGAGAUGGGGCCAAAGACAUUAAAGUUGGUGAGGUGAUUGCUAUAACUGUGGAAGAAGAGGACGAUAUAGCAAAAUUUAAAGAUUAUGAAGUUUCAACAGCUGCUCCUGCUGCUGAAGUUAAGGCACCAUCUGAGCCCACAUUACCUGUGAAGGAGGAACAAGAGCCUGUUAAAGCUCCUGAACCAAAAGUUUCCAAGGCUGAAGAAGUUUCUCAUACGGAUGAUCGUAUGUUCUCCAGCCCUCUCGCAAGAAAGUUAGCAGAAGAUAACAAUGUACCUCUUUCAAGCAUAAAAGGUACUGGUCCUGAUGGGCGCAUUUUGAAAGCAGAUAUUGAAGAUUACUUGGCAUCUACUGCUAAGGGUGAAGCAGCUGCAACGCAAGCCUUAUCCUAUGUGGAUAUUCCAAAUUCUCAGAUAAGAAAAGUUACUGCUUCUCGCUUGCUGCUCUCUAAGCAAACUAUUCCUCAUUAUUAUUUAACAGUAGAUACUCGUGUUGACGAACUUAUGGAGUUGCGUGGCCAACUUAAUUCUUUGCAAGAAGCCUCUGGUGGAAAACGGAUUUCUGUCAAUGACCUCGUCAUAAAGGCUGCUGCUUUGGCUCUGCGCAAAGUUCCUCAGUGUAACAGUUCCUGGAUGAAUGAUUUCAUCCGUCAGUAUCACAACGUGAAUAUUAAUGUUGCUGUACAAACAGAUAAUGGAUUGUUUGUUCCGGUUAUCAGGGAUGCAGACAAAAAGGGGCUAUCUACAAUUGCAGAAGAGGUGAAGCAUUUAGCUCAAAAGGCCAAAGAUAACAGUCUGAAGCCAGCAGAUUAUGAGGGAGGCACGUUUGCUGUAUCAAACUUGGGAGGUCCUUUUGGAAUCAAGCAAUUCUGUGCCAUUAUAAAUCCGCCCCAGUCAGGCAUCUUGGCUGUUGGAUCUGCUGAGAAGAGAGUAAUACCUGGUGCUGGUCCUGAUCAAUUCGAGUAUGGUUCCUUCAUGUCAGUCACAUUGAGCUGUGACCACCGUGUGAUUGAUGGUGCAAUUGGUGCGGAAUGGUUGAAAGCAUUCAAGGGCUACAUUGAGAACCCGUACUCCAUGUUACUGUGAAGCAAAAACAGAAUCAAACAUUUUUGUAGAAUUUAUCAAAUAAGGUUCCCCAUUUUUUCUGAAUCUUUUGUUUUUGCAGUCUUCUCAUUUCUUUUUGUGGUUGGUACAAAUUAGCCUUGAGGAUCUGAAAACCUAGAGUUCAGAGCCGAUACUGGCGGACCAAGUUUGUAAAACGUUUUUGGUACCUACCCUCGUUUAAAGGGGAACUGAGGCCAAGUUGGGCGGCAAAACCUGACCGGGCUUCGAGAAUUUUCAUCUGCUCAAUGUUAUUAAUUUUUCUUGAGAUGUAUCAGGUUGGUAGCACCUAUUGGUGUACCUUUUGAAUCUUUCUAUGAAUAUUAUCCCCUUGCCAAAAUAAAAUAAAUCUGAAAUAGGAAUGCACCUUAUUUA
Molecule: messenger RNA, 2260 nt
Organism: Phoenix dactylifera (date palm)
Lineage: Eukaryota; Viridiplantae; Streptophyta; Magnoliopsida; Arecales; Arecaceae
Product: dihydrolipoyllysine-residue acetyltransferase component 2 of pyruvate dehydrogenase complex, mitochondrial-like
Biological process (GO): pyruvate decarboxylation to acetyl-CoA
Cellular component (GO): pyruvate dehydrogenase complex
Molecular function (GO): dihydrolipoyllysine-residue acetyltransferase activity
Source: RefSeq, a predicted model, not a curated record